Molecule: messenger RNA, 1798 nt
Organism: Aedes aegypti (yellow fever mosquito)
Lineage: Eukaryota; Metazoa; Arthropoda; Insecta; Diptera; Culicidae
Product: probable cytochrome P450 6d4
Exons: 3
Coding region: 16-1578 (520 amino acids)
Molecular function (GO): iron ion binding; oxidoreductase activity, acting on paired donors, with incorporation or reduction of molecular oxygen; monooxygenase activity
Source: RefSeq, a predicted model, not a curated record
CUUGAGACGUGUGAAAUGGUGUCCACACAGCGCUUACUAGAAACACUUGACAAGGCUAACUGGCGUUCCAAAGCGAGUGCAGUCUCAUUAUCGAAAAUGCUGUUCAUCUAUUCGGUCGCGCUUCUCUGCAUCGCUGUAACACUUGCCCUCAAGUACGUUUACUCGUACUGGGACCGCCAUGGGCUGCCCAGCGUGAAACCACACAUUCCAUUCGGGAACCUGAAAACCGUCGUCAAAAAGACAGAAUCGUUCGGAAUUGCCAUCAAUCAGCUGUACUGGCAGACGAAAGGUCAACUGGCUGGAAUCUAUUUGUUCUUCCGACCGGCGAUUUUGGUACGGGAUGCACAUCUGGCGCAGCAGAUCAUGACUACGGAUUUCAACCACUUUCACGAUCGUGGCAUCUACUGCAAUGAAGAGGGUGAUCCGUUUUCUGCGAAUCUCUUCGCUCUUCCAGGUAAGCGAUGGCGCAAUUUGAGGAACAAAUUGACCCCUUUGUUCACCGGUGGACAACUGCGCGGUAUGAUGCCCACAAUUUUGGAGGUUGGCGAAAAGCUGCAAAAACACCUCGAGCCAGUAGCAGAGCGACAAGAAGUGGUAGAAAUCCGAGAUAUCGUAUCUCGAUUCGUUUUGGAGAUUAUCGCGACAGUAUUCUUCGGCUUUGAAGCGAACUGUAUCGAAGAUCGUGAUGAUUCAUUCAGCAAAGUUUUACGCGAAGCACAAGGGGAACGAUUGUCGGCAGUUUUGAGAGCUGCCGCUAUGUUUGUUUGCCCUGGACUGCUUAGAUACACCGGAAUAUCAUCACUGGAGCCGCAAGUGAUUGCGUUCGUCUCGGAAAUUGUUACCAAACAAAUUGAACACAGAGAGAAGAACAGCGUGACACGUAAAGAUUUCAUCCAGCAACUGAUAGAAAUACGGAGAGGGAGUGGCGAAAAUCAAGUACCCGCAAUGAGUAUAGAACAGUGCGCCGCAAAUGUAUUUCUGUUUUACGCAGCGGGAUCUGAAACUUCUACGGGUACCAUAGCGUUUUCAAUGCAUGAGCUAAGUCAUCACGCGGAUGUGAUGAAAAAACUGCAAGACGAAAUCGACGAUGCACUCGCCAAAUCCAAUGGAGCAAUCACGUACGAGAGUGUUAUGCAGAUGCAGUACUUGGAUCUUUGCGUGAAAGAAACGCUGCGAAAGUAUCCGGGACUUCCUUUCUUGAAUCGUGAGUGCACAAUGGACUACAAAGUUCCAGAUUCGGAUCUGGUCAUCCGGAAGGGCACGCAGCUUGUGCUACCGAUUUACGGAUUCAGUAUGGACGAACAGUAUUUCCCCGAACCGGAGUGCUACAUUCCGGAACGAUUCGAAGAAGCUUCAAAAAAUUACGAUGAAAAGGCGUAUUAUCCAUUUGGGGAUGGGCCCAGAAAUUGCAUAGCUUACAGAAUGGGCGUGUUGAUAACGAAAAUCGGACUGAUUCUGCUAUUGUCGAAGUUUACCUUUGAGGCUACGCAAGGUCCAAAAAUGAUGUUCAGUUCAGCUUCAGUGCCACUUUUGCCAAAGGACGGGAUAUCGCUGAAAAUUUCGAACAGAAAAAGAUAGAAUGUAAUUUAUUUGAAAUGUGAUAUUGAUGAUCUUUUGAUUAGGGUUCAAAUUCUUAAAUUUAAAUUUAUUCGUAACAGAAUGAUAUAUUGGAAUAAAAUACAAUCUGCUAGCAUCAACUAUUGACAAUGUUAAACAACUCGUAAUUUCACAAUUUCCAUGCUGUGUUUCCUGUAAAAACGUAACACGUUGUAAACGAUAUUAUUUUAUAGACAAUCCA